Molecule: messenger RNA, 438 nt
Organism: Eimeria mitis
Lineage: Eukaryota; Apicomplexa; Conoidasida; Eucoccidiorida; Eimeriidae
Exons: 2
Coding region: 1-438 (145 amino acids)
Molecular function (GO): peptidyl-tRNA hydrolase activity
Source: RefSeq, a predicted model, not a curated record
AUGCUAUCAUCUGAUACCCCACCCACAGGAAAUGUGCAUUCAGAUGCACCUACUACAGGGACUUCGUCUUCUGGAGAAUGGGAUCCUCUAGUGCAGUACGUGGUGGUUCGCCGAGACUUGGCGUCUGAGUUGCAGUGGCCUCUGGGGGCAGUAGUGGCGCAGGCAUGUCAUGCUGCGGUGGAUGCACUGGGGCUGGCAAUGGAACAGAGUAGAGAGGAAGCGAGGAGGUAUUUGGCAGAAGGCAGUGGCAUGAGGACUGUAGUUCUGCAGGUCUCAGAUGAGGGCGAGUUGCUGAAACUACGGGAGAAGCUUGUGCAAAAACAAGUCGGCCACAAGUUGUGGCAAGAGGAGCCGGAGAUGAUCCCCACCGCACUGGCCUCUAUACCGAUAAGGAAAAGUGCCGGCAGGGUUUUCAAAGGACUCAAACUUCUGUCGUAG